AUGCCUGCACCCAAGCUUAUCUUCGGCUCUGGCCUCUUCACCAAGGAACACGGCUACGGUUCUGCCCAAGACUGCAAGCCGUGGCUUGAUGUCCUGUUGGACAACAAGGCCAAGGGCCUCAUCAACGAGAUCGACACCGCAGCUGCCUACCAGCAAUGUGAAGGGUAUCUAGGUGACCUCAAGUUCACCUCUCACUUCGAGAUCGGCACCAAGGUCUUCGGUGGGGCUCAUCCAGCCCAGCCUGCCACCAAGGACGCCGUUAUUGCUCAGGCCAAGGACAGCUUGAGCAAGCUGGGCGUUCAGCAGAUUGACAUCCUAUUCAUACAUUGUCCCGACUAUCGUGUCUCAUUUGAAGACACGCUCUCAGGAAUUGACGCCCUAUACAAGGAGGGCGCCUUCAAGCGCUUUGGCCUUGCCAACUACAGACCAGAAGAAGUGGAAGAGGUCAUCAAGGUCUGCAAAGACAAGGGCUUUGUGCUCCCAUCUGUCUUCACGGGCAGCUACAGUGCCGUUGCUCGUCUGCCAGAGAGAGAGCUUCUGCCCCUUCUCCGCAAGCACAAGAUCGCAUUCUACGCUUACAGCCCCAUCGCAGGCGGCUUACUGGCCAAGACAUCCCAGCAGUUCCGUGACCAGUCAUUUACUGGCCGAUGGGACAAGGCAGGCUUCUUGGGCAAGGUUUACCAGUUCAUUUAUAACAAGCCUAACGCCCUAGAGGCGUUGGACAAGUGGCACGAGAUUGCUGCGGCUGAGGGCAUUUCGCCCGCAGAGAUGGCUUAUCGCUGGGUGGCCCACAAUUCUGCGUUGGAUGGCUCACUGGGUGAUGGCAUUAUUAUCGGCGCGACUUCUAUCGAGCAGUGGAACAGCAACCUCGAAGCGAUUCAAAAAGGCCCCCUGAGUGCAGAGACCGCCAAAAAGAUUGACUCACUCUGGGGACCAGGCUUGGAGUCAGAUUCUAUCUUGGACAACUGGGCAGCUAUCCAGGGAGUGACGGCAGCGAGUAAGAAGUAG
This is a messenger RNA of Diaporthe batatas, 1008 nucleotides long. RefSeq lists its product as uncharacterized. Bases 1 to 1008 code for a protein of 335 amino acids. The record is from RefSeq and is a predicted model, not a curated record. Lineage: Eukaryota; Fungi; Ascomycota; Sordariomycetes; Diaporthales; Diaporthaceae. The transcript has 2 exons.